AUGGCUCCGCGUGUGGGGGGCAGUCAGGUGUUGGUGCCCCAGAAGGUGAGUGCUGUAUUGGGGAAGAACGUGACGUUGGGCUGUAGCGUGGAGGUGGAGGCCAACCUGAGUCUUACCCAGAGUUCCUGGGAGCGCCGGCUGCCCACAGGCUCGGUGACGGUGGCGGUGUACAACCCCGUGUUCGGUAUCUCCAUCCCCCCGGACUACGUUCGCCGCCUGUCUUUCCGCUCACCCUCCUCCCAUGACGCCACCAUCGUACUGGAGGACGUGGGCUUCGCCGACAUUGGAGUGUACACCUGCAAGGUGGCCACCUUCCCCCUGGGCAACACACAGGCCUCCACCACUGUCAGCGUGCUCGUGGAGCCCAAGGUGUAUGUGUCGGCUGGCUCGGUGGCUCUGAUCGAUGAGGGCAAUGAGACGGUGGUGGCUACCUGCAUCGCUGAGCGGGCCCUCCCCCCUGCCGAAGUCUCCUGGGAGACGGACCUGUUUGGCCAUUCAGAGGUGACGCUGCAGGACGAGGCCAACGGCACCACCAGCACCCAGGUGCACUACCUGUGGCAGCCCACCCGCCACGUCCAGGGUCACGCCCUCACCUGUGUGGUGCGCCAUCCUGCCCUGCACACAGACUUUAGGAUCCCCUACCAGCUCAACGUGGAGUAUGCCCCAGACAUUGUGGUGGUAGGUUAUGAUGGUGACUGGCACGUGGGCCGCGAGAGCGUCCAGCUGACCUGCAAAGCCAAGGCAAACCCACCAGCCCACCACUUCAGAUGGAUCAGACUGGACGGGGACAUGCCAGAGGGGGUGGAGACACUGAACAGCACAUUGCUGUUUCUGAGGCCCCUCCAAAGGAAUGACUCUGGAGUCUACAGGUGUGAGGUUGCCAAUGCCAUCAACCUACGCAGCAGGGACCUGCGGAUACGCAUACAAGAUCCUCCCACCACCUCCAUGCCCUCCACCACCCCUGUGCCUGUCCUAACUGGCUCUGCCUCCUCCUCCACCUCUGUGGGAGACAAGCAACGGGUCCUCUUCACCUCCCCCACCCUGGCAGCCCUGCCCCCUGCCAACCAACUGGGCACCAUUGUGGGUGGAGCUGUGGGCGGCGCCUUGUUCCUCCUGCUGCUGCUAGUGCUGGGCGGGGUCUGUUACCUCCGACAACGACAGACCUUCCACGGGGACUACUACACUAAGCAGUACCUAGGGCCUUCAGACAUGCAGAAGGCUCCUCCACAGCACGAGCUCCACCCCUCCAAGCCUGCCAAUAAUGUUUUUGUAGACAAGGACCGCGAGGAGUGGGGCGACCGCGAACGAGAGCGCCAGCCCAAUGGCCGCACGAGGGCGAUGAGAAAUGGAGAACACCAUGACCACGACCACCUGCGUAGCUACCCCAGCCCCCACCAGACUAGCCAUGCCAGAUACGCUGCCCCACCACACCCGCUGAGCAACGGCUCCCCCUACUUGUCGGAUGACUGCUAUGACAGUGGGGCCGAGGGGGACUAUGUCUCUCAUAUGGACGGCUCAGUGAUCUCACGCAGGGAGUGGUACGUCUGA
Messenger RNA from Salvelinus namaycush (lake trout), 1548 nucleotides. RefSeq names its product nectin-3-like protein. The coding region runs from base 1 to 1548 and encodes 515 amino acids. Gene Ontology annotation, cellular component: adherens junction; apical junction complex. The record is from RefSeq and is a predicted model, not a curated record. NCBI's taxonomy places the organism in Eukaryota, Metazoa, Chordata, Actinopteri, Salmoniformes, Salmonidae. Gene Ontology annotation, biological process: heterophilic cell-cell adhesion; homophilic cell-cell adhesion. The transcript has 7 exons.